CGGCGUCGGCCGGGGGUGGCAGGGGAGGUUCAUAAUAGACGUGCUAAGAAGAAUGUAACAGAAGAAAAACUUUGAAUAGUUCUUUUGAGUCUCAUUUACCAGCUGUGGUUAAGAGGCAUCUUGAUUCCUGUGUUUGUGGUGAUUGGAAGACCAUGGAUCACACUGGGAUGGUAGAACCUGAGGAUGAGUUGGGGUCAUUAGGUCACCUCGCUCCAAGUCCUCAAAGUGAAGCAGUAGCUCAUGAAUUCCAGGAACUUUCCUUACAGUCGAGUCAGCAUUUGCCUCCUCUCAAUGAACGCAAGAAUGGAAGUAUAGUCUUAUGGGAAUCAGGAUUCCGGUCUCCUCUGCUGACUCAAUCUGUGAGUGUGGCGCCUCUAACCAUGAUCGAUAGCUCCAAGAAGCAGCAACAGGGUUUCCCGGAGAUUUUAACUGCUGGGGACUUCGAGCCAUUGAAAGAAAAGGAAUGCCUUGAGGUGAACAACCAGAAAAGUCUUAAGGAAGUAUUACAGUUGAGGCUACAACAACGAAGGACAAGGGAACAGCUAGUGGACCAGGGCAUCAUGCCACCAUUAAAGAGUCCAGCGGCAUUCCAUGAGCAGAUAAAAAGCUUAGAAAGAGCCAGAACUGAAAAUUUUCUGAAGCACAAGAUACGUAGUCGACCAGAUCGUUCCGAACUUGUCAGAAUGCACAUUUUGGAAGAAACAUUUGCAGAGCCCUCUCUGCAGGCUACACAGAUGAAACUGAAGAGAGCUCGACUGGCAGAUGAUCUGAAUGAGAAGAUUGCUCAAAGACCUGGUCCAAUGGAACUAGUGGAAAAGAACAUCCUUCCUGUAGAUUCCUGUGUUAAGGAAGCAAUUAUAGGGGUUGGACAAGAGGACUAUCCCCAUACUCAGGGUGAUUUCUCAUUUGAUGAAGACAGCAGUGAUGCUUUGUCUCCAGACCAACCAGCCAGCCAGGAGUCUCAGGGUUCAGCAGCUUCCCCAAGUGAGCCAAAAAUCAGUGAAUCACCAUCUCCUGCCACCACCAAUACUCCAACUCAGUAUACUUCACUAUCCACAGCAGUUCCUGAAUUCUUGAAAACUCCUCAAGCUGCUGAUCAUCCUACAUCACGCCCUACAGCUCCUGUGCUCUCUACGAGCACUGUGUCUUCAGCAAAGCCUGGGCCAGCACUGGUAAAGCAAAGUCAUCCUAAGAAUCCAAAUGACAAGCACCGAAGCAAGAAAUGUAAAGAUCCUAAACCACGGGUUAAGAAGUUGAAGUACCAUCAGUAUAUCCCACCUGAUCAGAAAGGUGAGAAGAACGAGCCACCGAUGGACUCCAACUAUGCCCGUUUGCUACAGCAACAGCAGCUUUUCCUGCAGCUACAGAUCCUGAGCCAACAGCAACAACACUACAACUACCAGACUAUUCUACCUGCACCACUCAAGCCAUUAAAUGACAAACAUAACAGUGGAAAUUCAGCUUUGAGUAAUAAUGCACCUACAGCAGUAGCCAACACGAGACAGAAUGCUCCUAUUCCUGUUAGAAAACCGGGACCACUGCCUUCUAGCCUGGAUGAUUUGAAGGUAGCUGAACUGAAGAUGGAAUUGAAGUUGAGGGGUUUGCCAGUGUCAGGCACCAAGACAGACCUAAUUGAACGUCUAAAACCUUACCAAGAGCUUAAUAGUGGUAUUUCCACUAGCAAUGCUGUUGCAGUGUCCACUUCAACUGUUGUCAUUAGCAAUCCAGAAGUUACUAUGGCAUUCCCAGCUGCAUUAAAUAAUUCUGUGGCCAGCACCAUUCCCAGCUUUAAGUCAGAAACAUCAUCUACUGGAACAAGCAGCGUGACACACACUGAAACUAUCAGCUCCCCUCUGCCAAUCUCCCCAUCUCCUUCGGAACACUCCAGUCUCAGUACUGAUGAUACUAACAUGACAGAUACUUUCACAGAGAUUAUGACUAUGAUGUCCCCCUCACAGUUUUUAAGUUCGUCUCCUUUGAGGGUAACAAAUAGUGAAGACAGUCUAAGUCCUGCCUGUGGAGGCCUGUCAAACAUGGAAUUGGAUGUGGCUGAAAAGGACCGGAAGCUUCAGGAGAAGGAAAAACAGAUUGAAGAGCUAAAAAGGAAACUGGAACAAGAACAGAAACUUGUGGAAGUACUAAAAAUGCAACUUGAAGUUGAAAAACGGGGACAGCAGCCACCCCCUGCAGCACCCCAGCCCACUGCUAAUUCUGUAAAUAAUGUAGAUCCAAAGCAUGUCAUUCCUGCUGUCAAGGAUGAGAAUUCUCUCCCUGACUGUUCUAGCUCAAGGCAAUCAGUACCAGGAGCCAGCCAUUCUUUAGGCCAGUCAGGAUCAACUGCUGGCCAGAACCUAGUUGCCAAAAAGGCUGUAGUUAUCAAACAAGAGGUACCUGUGGCCAAAGCUGACCAACAGAAUAUCAUCUCUCAGUAUUAUGUGAGUUCCCAGAGACAUCCGCAAACCACAGUUGUUGCUCAGCCUCAAGCUUUACUAACCACCCAAACUGCACAGCUGCUACUUCCAGUGUCUAUCGAGGGUUCGAAUGUAACUUCAGUUCAACUACCAGUAGGCAGUAUAAAACUACAGGCUCCACCACAAGUAGGAAUUACAACUCAGCCCCAAGUAUCAGCUCCUGUAUCACCCUCUGGCUUGGCCCAAACAUCCCAUCCAAAACAAGACAAUUUUACACAACAUGUACUCAACCAGUCUCAACAAAUAAGAAAGGUUUUUCCAUCCAGCUCACCAUCAAAUACAGUAUUUUCCUAUCAGAGACCACCUGUUACAACAGUCCAGCAGGCAUUCAUUAAUAACACAUCCAGCAGUGUUCUUCAGUCCAGGAAUACUCAGGUUCCUUCAGUGCAAAAUGGACCUAGCACUACCAACAAGCCUGGUUCUCCAUCUCGGCCUCAGCAGUUUAUCAUACAACACUCUGUAUUUGGCAACACAGUCACCAAGACGAAAGAUCCUCCCCGGUAUGAGGAAGCCAUAAAGCAGACUCGAAACAUACAGUCAUCUUCACAGUCAGAGAUUUCCAAUGCACAUAGUCAACAGAUGGAUGACCUCUUUGAUAUUCUCAUUAAAAGUGGAGAGAUUUCUCUCCCUAUAAAAGAAGAGCCUUCUCCUAUUUCCAAAAUGAGACCAGUGACAGCCAAUAUCACCACAAUGCCAGUAAAUACAGUGGUAUCACGACCACCACCCCAAGUCCAAAUGGCACCACCAAUAUCCUUAGAACCGAUUAACAGUUUGUCCAUCAGUUUAGAGAACCAACUGGAAGCUUUCUUAGAUGGAACUUUACCUUCAGCAAGUGAAAUUCCUCAACUAACAAGUAACAACGAGGACAGAGAAUCAUUCUCUCUGAUUGAGGAUCUCCAAAAUGAUCUGCUGAGUCACUCAGGCAUGCUGGAUCAUUCACAUUCUCCUAUGGAAACUUCAGAAGCACAAUUUGCUGCAAAUAAUUCCUGUUUGUCUCUUGACCUUCCUGAUUCAAACUUAGACAAUAUGGAAUGGUUAGACAUUACUAUGCCUAACUCCUCUUCAGGGCUUACUCCUCUCAACUCUGCUACUCCAAGUAUGUUUUCCACUGACUUUUUAGAUCCACAAGAUUUACAGUUACACUGGGACUAAAAAUAGGUUUUUUGGUCUCAGAACUUAAAGCUAUAAUAAGAGCAUGUAAAUAACUCUCUUGGAGGCGAGUUUAAGGGAUAGGUCCACAGCUGCAGCUUUGCAAUUAAAAUGUUAUCAUAGAAUGAAUGAAUACAAGGUGACAGGCCCUGAAACAAAUUCUACAAACACUUCAUUGCAUUUAGCAGUGAAUUUCUCUUUUUCUAUGAUUUAAUAUAGCAUAGGGCCAUCUGAGAAGUAUACCUGUCAAGAAAACAUAGUUGCUACAAGGACCUCAGUGAUGAAAACUACCACUAGACAAAACAUGGAAAAGAAGAGUACCUGUAGAAAAUAGCACCAAGAGUCCUUUGUAGAUCUUAAAUCAACUACGUUUAAACCUCUGUGGUUACUUUAAGACUCUAAAUAAAAGGCAAACAACUCGUUUUGAUUUUAACUUUCAGUUUAAAGCAGAAACAAAGAGCUAGUUUGAGGGGAAGUUAAGAAAUCACUGCACUUGAUUGUUCCUGUAAAGAGCCUGAGCCAACAUCAAGAUUCAUUAGGGAGUUAAAAGGCAAGGAAGAGACCUGGCCAGUUCAGGGACAAGGCCCUUAUGGGUGAUGUCUUUUGGUUCGGAAGCCUUUUGAAUUUUUUUUUUGUUACUGUGGUUUGCUUUGUGACUUUAUGAAAUCUUACUUUGGAUUUCCAGAUUUAAAUUUAUGGGAAAACUUAUUCACUAUAAAAAGAGGGUUUCUUUCAAAAGUACUAUCAUGAACAAGCCACUAAAAAGUCCAGGUAUAUUGAUAACACUGAAAUUUAGCAACAUUCUGGCUUGAUUAGAUUGAUUUUUAAUAUGUAUAUUGGACAGUUAUUUGUACACUAUUUGACAUUAUAAUUUGUACAGAGUAUUUUGGGGUGGGAAUAUAGGUAUUCUGUGGUUCUAUUUGUUUAAUAACUCUAGAGUACCUAGAAGACUUACUUGUUCUACAUUUAUUUCCUUGUGAACUAUAUAUCUGAUCACCAAAUCCAUCUCAAAGAAUGAAAAAGAAAACUCUAGCAUUAAAUCUUUUUUUGACCUGGUCAGGUUAAAAUAGAAAACAAAGGAAGAAUAUAUAAAGUAUCUGGUAACAUUCCUAUAAUGAUUACAAAGGUUUUUUUUGUUUUGUUUUGCUUUUUUUUGGUGAGGUAAUUGGGGUUAAGUGACUUGCCCAGGGUCAC
Molecule: messenger RNA, 4814 nt
Organism: Vombatus ursinus (common wombat)
Lineage: Eukaryota; Metazoa; Chordata; Mammalia; Diprotodontia; Vombatidae
Gene: MRTFB
Product: myocardin related transcription factor B
Exons: 19
Coding region: 153-3623 (1156 amino acids)
Biological process (GO): smooth muscle cell differentiation
Source: RefSeq, a predicted model, not a curated record